GGGCUCUUACGUCCGACAGGAAAACGAAAGAAAGGCGAGUAUCUCUAACAAAACGAUGGCUGCAAUCAGGAAGAAACUGGUGAUAGUUGGUGAUGGAGCCUGUGGUAAAACCUGCCUCCUCAUUGUGUUCAGCAAAGAUCAGUUCCCCGAGGUUUAUGUGCCCACUGUGUUUGAAAACUACGUGGCCGAUAUUGAGGUGGAUGGUAAACAGGUGGAGCUGGCUCUUUGGGAUACAGCAGGUCAAGAGGACUACGACCGACUGAGGCCUCUCUCCUACCCAGACACAGACGUCAUCCUCAUGUGUUUCUCCAUCGACAGCCCAGACAGUUUAGAGAAUAUUCCAGAGAAGUGGACUCCUGAGGUCAAGCACUUCUGUCCCAACGUGCCCAUUAUUCUGGUGGGAAACAAGAAAGACCUGCGAAACGACGAGCACACACGUCGAGAGCUGGCCAAGAUGAAACAGGAACCAGUGAAGUCAGACGAGGCGAGGGACAUGGCGAACCGAAUCAACGCCUUUGGUUACUUAGAGUGCUCGGCCAAGACGAAGGAUGGCGUGAGGGAGGUAUUCGAGAUGGCCACCAGGGCGGCGCUGCAGGCCAAGAGACGAGGCAAGAAGAGCGGCUGCCUUCUUCUAUAGAGUGUGAGGUAACACAUGAGCGGGAGGGAUGGGGGAAAUAAACAAGGCCAAGAAAAACACCCCCACUGUGUCUGCUUCAUCACCACGGUGGGCACGGUUGAACGUGGAGUUACAGGGAUGAGGGAGAAGAAGUGUAACCGGGCCAAAGGAAAAAAAAAAAACAGGAAGCUCAAAUGUAAUGGAAAAUGGGAAAAUAUAUACAUUUAAGUUCAAGGUUAUAGCUUUUAGCUUUCAGAUAAAAAUACUGUAAUCUUGUGUUUAGAAACCUUAAAUUAAGAGAACAUGAAGAGAAGGGAGUAUCUCUCUCACUCAUACUUUUAAAGGUGAGGUAGGGUUUGUCCUGUAAGGAGGUUUCAGGUCUCUGAAUGGAGUACAGUGGUCUCCUCAGUCCCUGAGACCAGCUCCAGAUGAGACCAGGGGUCAGACAGACGUAUGCCGGUGGCCUGCAGUGUGACUGUGUCUCUCAGUGUUGUCCUCUCAUUCUAUAGGUUUUCAUUCUCCUUUAUUUCUAAAGUUUGACCAAAUUAACUUUCUAUGGAGCGAGCGCUUCUCUUUUUUAUCAACCUGUAAUAUUUGAUACCGUUUUCAUUCAUUUAAAAAGCUGUGUUUUAUUAUUUACAGUUGAGCAUGAAUACAUGAUGUAAUGAGACCAACUUAUGUGUGUUUUAUACAAACUUCAUCAUUAAUACAACACUUAAAAAAUGAAGUUGAUUGAGAUUAACCUUCAAGUCAGAAAACUGUGAUUGAAUUAAAUCAAUGUGGACUGUCAAACACACUGUACACAGCUGGGUAUGAAAGGGUUAACAAAACUUACUAUAAAUCAGUAGUGGAGCCUUAAUUUAAUUAAGCUACAGCUGAUUAUCCCUGUUUUAUACAAAUAUUUCAUCAUAUAUCGGGAAGAAUCCUCUGAUCAGUUUUAAUUUGCUGUUGAUGCAAACUGAACACCUCCUCCAUGUCCACCUGACUAAUUCAGUACAGUGUACAUGUCUACAGCACAGUCACGUUUCUCUUUUUAACAUAAAUACUGUUUUCACUCACUCAUUUGUUUCAGCAACUUAAAAUCAGUAGUUUUUUUUUUUAAAGAUACACUUCCUUGUUAGCAGCAGGCUUUUAAUUUGAAACAUUUGCAGGAAUGUUGGUAACACUUCAGGCUGUGAACGCCCCCUAACAGAAACUGUUUGCACCAAAUCAUUUUGAAAAAGCAGUGGCCAACUAGGAAACUCCAACUCAGUCAUGUGGCAUUCAGCUGACUAAUGGUGGAACUAUGAUCAGUCAGUCAGUCAGUAAUUAUUGGCUGGCCCUGCUGUUCCUGUCCAGCCUAAAUAAAUGCAGCGUGGAAGUGACUGAAAACAGUAUUUCUACUCGGAGGAACAAUGUAGUGAUUCUGUGUUAAUGACAUCAUAAUACAAGUGACUCCUCCCCCUCUCAGUUGUGAUUUAUUCUGCAAAUGUUAAACACUCUCCCAUUAUUUAAGUAACAGACUUAGUUUGAGAAUUCAUGAUAGACCAGGAUAUACCUGUAUACACCUAUAUACACCUGCAUACCUGCCAGGAUGUUACUGUCGAGUUUUGUUUCCUCUCAGUUCACUCAUGUCUACAACUGUUCUUCUUUUGCUUUGUACUCUAUUCUAUGUUAUGUUAACUUUGUGAUAUUCUACUGGCUUACCUUGUAUUAUUUGCACACAACUAAAAACAAAAGGUCAGUGUGGUAAACACUUAUAAAAAUUAUGAUGUCAGAUUAUGAAAUACAAGAUGCAAGCGACUCCUUGAUGAUUGGUUCUUUGUAAGAGGAAGAUUCUUUUGUACACAAAUGUAUCCUCACAUUUCUCCACUUGUCUUUUUUAAUGUAUUCUAAAGGAAAUAAACUGUAACAGAACGA
This is a messenger RNA of Seriola dumerili (greater amberjack), 2515 nucleotides long. Its product is annotated as rho-related GTP-binding protein RhoA-C. Gene Ontology annotation, biological process: small GTPase-mediated signal transduction; cell migration; stress fiber assembly. The record is from RefSeq and is a predicted model, not a curated record. Gene Ontology annotation, molecular function: GTP binding; GTPase activity. Lineage: Eukaryota; Metazoa; Chordata; Actinopteri; Carangiformes; Carangidae. Gene Ontology annotation, cellular component: cleavage furrow; dendritic spine. Bases 56 to 637 code for a protein of 193 amino acids. The transcript has 5 exons.